AUGCCCCUCCAUCCUCGAACAUGCUCCCUUCUCUACAGCAUAUCGUGCCUCCUUGAUGCUCUAGACGGAGCGGCGGCUCGUCGCCUGGACCAAUCCACCCGGUUCGGUGCAGACGUGGAUAUGAUCACCGACCGUUGCACGACGACCUGUUUACUGGUGUUCCUCGCGAGCGCAUUCCCCCGAUGGAGCAUCCUAUAUCAAAGUCGGAUCAGCUUGGAUUAUUCAAGCCAUUAUAUUCAUAUGUACGCCACCCUGGCCAUGGGUGGAAGUCGCCAAAGUCACAAACAGAUCGACGAGAAUCGGCCCUGGGCCAUGCGGCUCUAUUAUUCGAACACAGUAUGUCUCGCUGUCGUUGUCUGUCGGGUUCAGCAUCGCGCUGUAUCUGCUCUCAUUCUCCUCUCCGACACUGCUCACCGUGGAGCGCUGGAGCAAUGGAAAUGGCUCGGUAAGGUCCAGACACGCGCCAAUAAGAUCGAUAGUGCCGUUCCCUGGGCUUUGCUUGCCCUCUCCUCAGUCUUCAUGCUUUUCAAGCAUGUUCCCGGCAAAGGCGCGAAGGUUCUAGCCUUCGGCGGUGCCUGUGGGCUGGCUCCGUCUUCCGAAUCCUCGCGUCUCCUCGACGAUGAUAUCUACCAGUCCGGAUACGGAUAUGGAGCCCUCAAUCAUGCCAACCAGGUCUCUCAACCGGACACCGGAUACAUAAAGCGCGAACGGGAAGCCCUAGAAGCGAUAUGUCAACGGACCUCGGACAACGUCAUUGACAUCUGGUCCCUCCAACCUCAACCUCACCUCCAACCCCAAGCAACGCUACACGGUCCCGCGUCCCCUUCGACAUCGAAAUCCGGCGCCACAGACGAUGUCCCCGUGAGAAUCACCACCUCGCCGCCAUCAGAACACCCCUCAUCAUCCGGCAAAGACUCCGCGACCAUGCCCGGCGCCGUGCCCAAACACUGGGGCGAAGUAGUCAUCAACCCGCGAAAAGGCAAGCAGGCACGCUCCGGAUCGAACGACGAGACCGCCACUCGCGACGUCUUCGGCGUUUUACAGGUUUCUUGA
Molecule: messenger RNA, 1053 nt
Organism: Aspergillus affinis
Lineage: Eukaryota; Fungi; Ascomycota; Eurotiomycetes; Eurotiales; Aspergillaceae
Exons: 6
Coding region: 1-1053 (350 amino acids)
Biological process (GO): cellular response to amino acid stimulus; endosomal transport; phosphatidylinositol biosynthetic process
Cellular component (GO): late endosome membrane; membrane raft; Ragulator complex
Molecular function (GO): CDP-diacylglycerol-inositol 3-phosphatidyltransferase activity
Source: RefSeq, a predicted model, not a curated record